GCGUUUGAACCGGAUCCAAUGGAAGAGACAGUAUUGCAAGAUGCAGUGCGGCAUGCUAUUUCCUAUCACGACAUUCAGGAUGUUGUUGGUCUCUCAAAACAUCCAUCCACUGCAACUGUCCAACUGCCAGAAACAAAACGAGCCGAAAUAAUGUACUGCAGACCCGGCUUCGACAACGUUCCCGCAUACUAA
This is a messenger RNA of Gongylonema pulchrum, 192 nucleotides long. The record is from the annotation of a GenBank genome assembly. NCBI's taxonomy places the organism in Eukaryota, Metazoa, Nematoda, Chromadorea, Rhabditida, Gongylonematidae.